AUGGAAGAAAAAAGUACUGUUGAUGGCAGUUUGCUAUAUGGAAAAGGUCGAGUCAAAAAGUUACUCGAGAAAUUCGAGAGUUCAGGAAGUGUUCACUCCGCAAAAAUUAACUCAUCACCAACAAUACGGCACAGGUGCAAACCAAUUUUACGUCAUCGGUCAUCAAAACUAACAUCAGUUGGCACUUAUCAAAAGCGAGCUAUCCUUGGAAGACAGUCCAAAAGUCAUACAGACGUUCGGUCCACUAGCAAAUCAUUGGCAGUUAGUACUACUCGUCGAAAAAAUAGCUUGAUGUCAAAAAGUUGUAGUCAUGGCGAGUAUUUGUCGGAUCAGAUGGACAUACUCACUGCUAUCAGAGCGAAAAAUUGUGCUGAAAGAUUUUUUGCUGUUUCUCACAAUUAUUUGUAUAAUAAUCGAUAA
Thelazia callipaeda (thelaziosis nematode) is the source of this 420-nucleotide messenger RNA. Lineage: Eukaryota; Metazoa; Nematoda; Chromadorea; Rhabditida; Thelaziidae. The record is from the annotation of a GenBank genome assembly.